AAUGGAUUAAGUGAUAUUGAUAAAUUUACAUUUGAUUUUGCAUAAGAAUUAAAUAAUGCUGAAACAUUAGAAGAUAAAAUUUCAGUUAAGUUUGAAGUAAAUAAAGUGAUAGGGAAAUAUGAAAGAUUAAUAUUAGAUGAAGAUUACUAAAAGAGAUUUAAUUAUAUGAAAUAAAUUAUACAAUAGAAUUUGGAAAACAAAAAAGAUGAUGAUGAUGAUGAAGAACCUAAAUAAUUCAG
Molecule: messenger RNA, 239 nt
Organism: Paramecium sonneborni
Lineage: Eukaryota; Ciliophora; Oligohymenophorea; Peniculida; Parameciidae
Source: the annotation of a GenBank genome assembly